CGGAUCCGCGAGCGCCACCAAGGCAGCAGCCGCCGCAGCCGCCGCCGCUGUGCUGAGGAGCCGGAGACGCGGGCGGACGAGGUGGCGGCGGCGGCGGAGCGGGAGCGGGGAGCGGACGCGGGCGGAGCGCGGCGGCGCGGGUGCUUUCCAGAGAGCAAUUUUCAAACAUCUUUGCUUAUAUUUGACAUUGAGCAGUCAGGGGAUUCAGGCAUAUGAGGAGGUACUGUUACCCAAAACAGUGUCUAGUGAAGACGACAAGAAAGAGAGAAAAGGAUCGUAAAAAGAAGCUAAAAUACCAUAGGAAACCAUGAGAUCUAUUAGAUCUUUUGCCAAUGAUGAUCGCCAUGUUAUGGUGAAACAUUCAACAAUCUAUCCUUCUCCAGAGGAACUUGAAGCUGUGCAAAAUAUGGUGUCUACUGUUGAAUGUGCUCUUAAACAUGUCUCAGAUUGGCUGGACGAAACAAACAAAGGCACAAAACCUGAGGGGGAGACAGAAGUAAAGAAAGAUGACGCUGUGGAAAACUAUUCCAAGGAUCAAGGUGGCCGGACAUUGUGUGGUGUAAUGAGGAUUGGCUUGGUUGCAAAAGGCUUGCUGAUUAAAGAUGACAUGGACCUGGAGCUGGUCUUAAUGUGUAAAGACAAACCCACAGAAACUCUGCUAAAUACAGUGAAAGAUAACCUUCCUAUUCAAAUUCAGAAACUAACAGAAGAGAAAUACCAAGUGGAACAAUGUAUAAAUGAAGCGUCCAUUAUAAUUCGGAACACGAAAGAGCCAACACUGACUUUGAAGGUGAUACUUACUUCCCCUCUAAUUAGGGACGAAUUGGAGAAGAAGGAUGGAGGCAGCUUUCUUUGUGUGGCUCUUGCUGUCCUGGAACUAACUUUGUACACAAAAUUGGCCUCAAACUCACAGAUAUCUGCCUGCCUUUGCCUCACAAGUACUGGAAUUAAAGAAAAUGUUAUGAUGAAAGACCCUCCGGACUUAUUGGACAGGCAGAAAUGCCUGAAUGCCUUGGCUUCUCUUCGACAUGCCAAAUGGUUUCAGGCAAGGGCAAAUGGAUUAAAAUCAUGUGUAAUUGUCCUCCGCAUUCUGCGUGAUUUGUGCAACAGAGUACCCACAUGGGCACCAUUGAAAGGAUGGCCACUAGAGCUUAUAUGUGAAAAGUCUAUAGGUACUUGUAAUAGACCUUUGGGCGCUGGGGAGGCCUUGAGACGAGUAAUGGAGUGUUUGGCAUCUGGAAUACUACUUCCUGGUGGUCCUGGUCUUCAUGAUCCUUGUGAGCGAGACCCAACCGAUGCUCUAAGCUACAUGACCACUCAGCAAAAAGAAGAUAUCACCCAUAGUGCACAGCAUGCACUUAGACUAUCAGCCUUUGGCCAGAUUUAUAAAGUACUGGAGAUGGACCCUCUUCCAUCUAGUAAGCCUUUUCAGAAGUAUUCCUGGUCAGUUACUGAUAAAGAAGGUGCCGGGUCUUCAGCUCUAAAGAGGCCAUUUGAAGAUGGAUUAGGGGAUGAUAAAGAUCCCAACAAGAAGAUGAAACGAAACUUAAGGAAAAUUCUGGAUAGUAAAGCAAUAGACCUUAUGAAUGCACUAAUGAGAUUAAAUCAGAUCAGGCCUGGGCUUCAGUAUAAGCUUUUGUCGCAGUCUGGCCCGGUCCAUGCCCCAGUCUUCACAAUGUCGGUAGAUGUGGACGGCACAACAUACGAAGCCUCAGGACCAUCCAAGAAAACAGCAAAGCUUCAUGUGGCAGUGAAGGUUUUACAGGCAAUGGGAUACCCAACAGGUUUUGAUGCAGAUAUUGAAUGUAUGAGUUCCGAUGAAAAAUCAGAUAAUGAAAGCAAAAAUGAUACAGUAUCUUCAAACUCAAGCAAUAAUACUGGAAAUUGUACAACUGAGACCUCCAGUACCUUAGAGGUAAGAACUCAGGGUCCUAUCCUCACAGCAAGUGGCAAAAAUCCUGUGAUGGAGCUCAAUGAAAAAAGAAGAGGUCUCAAGUAUGAACUCAUCUCAGAAACUGGUGGAAGCCAUGACAAGCGCUUUGUAAUGGAGGUAGAAGUAGAUGGACAGAAAUUCAGAGGUGCAGGUCCAAACAAGAAAGUGGCCAAGGCAAGUGCAGCGCUAGCUGCCCUGGAAAAGCUGUUUUCUGGACCCAAUGCAGCAAAUAAUAAGAAAAAGAAGAUCAUUCCUCAGGCAAAGGGUGUUGUGAAUACGGCAGUAUCUGCAGCAGUCCAGGCAGUUCGAGGCAGAGGAAGAGGAACUCUGACAAGGGGAGCGUUCGUGGGAGCUACAGCAGCUCCUGGAUAUAUAGCUCCAGGUUAUGGAACUCCAUAUGGUUACAGCACAGCUGCCCCUGCAUAUGGUUAAUACUUUUAAGCAGUUUUCAGCACGUUUAUCUCACUUUAUUCUCGUUCUCCUCGGACCUCCGUAGCCAUAUCACUUGUAUAAAAUAGGCUGAGAUAUAGUGACUGUAAGCUGUGAUCUCAGUAUUCAAAGGUAAGCUCUUUUAUUUUCUGAUUAAAGAAAACAGUAACCAAUUAACACAACCUGCAUAUAUGACAAUCAUAUGAUGUAUUUGAUCUCUUAGGUCUUAUGUCACUUGCAUUAACUUUAAAUUUUUAUGGUCUAAAUGUAAAAUAGUAAUUUCCAGCAUUUUUUUUUGUAUUGUAAAUGCUUUAUAUUCAAGAGAAACAUUUCACAUUCACUGAAUCAAGUGCAUGUGGAUAGAAAUGUAGGAUAUAAUGUAUAUGUAAUUUAUACAUACAGAAGCACCUGUUUGAAUUCAGUUGUAGGAGCACUAUCUAAGGAGAGUUAAAACGACAGGGCACUCUCUUCUUGUUCAUGGAGCUAUGAUAUCAGAAGCAGUAAUGCUGGUGACAUGCUGUAGAAUUCAAGUGCAUUUGCUGCACAGGUUGUGGGGUAUAAGUGCCAAUCUCUCAAGAAGAUAACCUUCUCUGACCUGUGUUGCAUGCUUCAAUACAGCAACAGCUAGAAGCCAUUAAAAAAAAAAAAAGCAAUAGAGAAUCAAAGACAAAACUAUAAACUGUGGGAAGUAUAUGUAAUUGACUGAGUUAAACUAAUUAUUUAAAGAAUCACUUUGAGUGAGGCUAAGAAAAGCAAAUACUGAGUCUGCAGAAACCAAAUCUGCUUAAGGAAUCUGUCUGUCUUUUUUAAGUUGAGUAGCUAGAAUAUUAUUUCUUAUAUUCAGUCAUGAACAGAGUUCAUUAAAAGGUUGUAAGGAUUAGGCCAAACCUUACCCCACAAAUAAACCUCAUUAUGUUUGUUAGUUGUUAUAUGCUAAAGCUGUGUGUGUGCGUGCAUGCAUAAAUGAAUUUUAUGUUUUACGUUUCUUUCUAUAGCAGUUUCUGUUCAUCGCUAGCAUUAAGGCUGCUGGAACUUUGUUCCCACACAGAACCUGCAGUUCAUGAGGUCGGCUUCUGUUAAAGGCUGUACAAAGCAGAGCAGAGAAGAGCAGUGCACUGCAGUCCUGUGCCUGCUGAUGCCAGGUCCUUUUCUGGGACUGGGGAUCAGAACAGAGGCUCUGACCAGUGGAAGCAUCUUAAGACUGAAUGUUUCCUUGCUGAUGGAAUUGGCCUUGCUGUAAAUAAAUACCCUACUUUGGGAGAUAGUAUAUUAACGGUGGCAAAAGUUAUUAAUUCACUUAGUAGAUUAAUUAUAAAAUACUGAAUAUUUGUAGGCUUUUCAAUACCACAGAAAUUGGUGUUACUUGAGGAUUUCCUCAGGUAGCAUAUUUCCCUGGUAUUCUUGUUCUGGUUAUGCCUGAACUUUGCUUUGGUUAUGCCACUCAUGUUCUGCCCAAGUGUGUGGUCAGAAAAUGAGAAGCUCAGCACCACUGCAGCCCUGCUUUUGGCAGCUCUUUAUAUAGUCCUGCAAAGAACUCAAUGGGAAAUGUAAACCCUUACUACAUUCUUUCAGUGGCAGGUGAGUGUUAUCAUUAUAAGAAACCAUUUGCUGUAAUUGUCCUGGUUUUUAUUUUUCACUAAUGAUAGGAGUGGAGGAGAAGAGUCAGUAAUAUGUUAGGAAAAUGAGCUAGAGAUGUUUUUCUUCCCAAACUGUUUGGAACCUGUAACCAGGGACAUUGUAAGGGUGACAUGUGAAAGCAGCCCACUCUGAAUGGUCUGCCUUUCAUUUCCACUCUUUUAAUGCCUCAAGUCACCCAGAGACAGACAGAUGCUAUUGCAUUUAGCUUUAUUCUCUGCAACAUCUAGUGUCAGAUAGCUAGGGAUCAUGAUUUCUUAGUGUGACUAGGAGGCUUGGGGAGGGAGAUGGGUGGUUUGUCAGUGACAACAGCAGACUCAAGUACCUGGCAUCUUGAUGAACUUCAACACUGGUGUGUGUUUCUGUACCACCUAACUUACAGAGCACAGUACAGCCGAUUUAAGAUGAGUUCCCCUUUUCGUAAUAGUAUUUGGCAGAAGACUAUUUUAAGUAAAGAAUUCAUGUUGGAUUAAUUAUAUAAAUAAGUAUCCUUUUCCACCUACUAUUAUUUCAAUUGGGGAUCUUACAGCUUCCAUUAAUGUUUGAAGCAUUGAUAUUUGGAAGUUUUUAAAAAUAGAACCAUAAUGUAAAUUUGGGUUAUAUAAGAUUUACAGCAUAGUUAGAGAUAUAGAAUAGAAACCAUAUGAGAAUCUGGGCCAAAGCAUUUCUCUCACUCCAGCCCAUUUCUGUGGAACUUGGAUAUCUCAUGACUUUAUAUAUUCAAAGCUUUUAAUGGUACCUGGCACACAGCAAGUAUUCUGAACACUGACUCUGCUCUUCUGGUUAAGGUGAUAGGAUGGGUAUGAGGGAGGUGAGUCUAUGCUGAUUUAAGCAGCAGGCGUAUGGCCUGCUCAGGGUAGAGUUGGGCGUACUCCUUUGUGCUCAUAGGCUUGGGCAGCUUCCAGGCUGAGGCCAGACUUGGCAGAACAGGUUUGCUCAUAUUUCUGCUGCAGCAGUUAAAUCAGCCAACUUGCAGUCCAGGGGUUUUAUAAAUACUUGUUUAGGAUUUAUGGGUGCUUAGAAUUUUACAAGGGCUGAACUUAGACCAUCUACCUGCCAAUUCCAGUUUCCUACCCACACUGUAGUAAUUACAAAACCCACAACGGCCAGAAUCUAGUUUUCAACGCUUUUGUGUUUGUUGGUAAAGAACAAAUUAUCAUAGGAAGCAUACUAACAAUUUCUGUUGACUCAUUUUCUGUGACGAGUUCUUGUUUCAUGCUUGGACAUUCAGUGGAACACAUCGGCAGUCAUCAGCAUGUGAUGCCUUCCUCUUAUCUGACACACUUAGGGCACUAUUAGUCUAGUCUCCUGUAUCUGUCUAUCUACCUAUUUGGAUACAAUUGGGAAGUUUCUAUUUAAUACAAGGACACGUGUCUUGUUGGUAAAUUGCUGCUGCUGAACUGAAUAAAGGGCUUUUAUCUACUAUGGAAGUGCUGGCUCACACAUGCUUGCAAAGACUUGAUCUCAGAAGAAGAGGGUGGACAGGUUGAGUCCCAGGCUGGUAGGAGGUGAGUUAAGUGGAAAGUUCCGAGAUGCUGUAAUUUUAGAAAAAUUGUGGUCAAGGAUUGAUCACCUUUAAGGAGGCCGGUGAGUUAAACUUGUUACCUAGUAGAAGUUACCAUAUUCCUGCUUAGCUGAAACUGUUGUUAGAUUCUUCAUCUCACUUAGCCAGCAUUUGAAGAAAGGUUGUUAAAGUAGGCAUGCAUGCACAACCAUCAACAAAACAAACCCCUGCCAACAACAACAACGACGACAAUCUAAAAAACCAAACCACAACAAAACAACCCUGACCAGUUAUCAGAGGAGGAUCAUGGCCUUUCUUCCUAGAACUUUACCCAUUUGUGCAAGUGGCUGCAUUGCUACACAAAGGGGCAUUGUAACAAUUGCACUGUUGCGGUGCACAGGGAUGGUCCGCGUCUUGUCUUUGCUGUUGCAUGGCUCAGUGGUACAUGACCUCAGCACAGUGGCAGUUAGGACAUUGCUGGCCCGCUUCUUUGUUUGAGAUUAUUCUUCCUAGUUUCCUUUGUACAACUAACUAUCCUAAAUAGUUCAGUUAAAGGCAGCCUUUGUGUAGGACUUAGGCUUGGCCAACAUUUUGACAUUAUAACAUUGUCAUCUACAGUGUUCAUGUGACAACUGUAUAACUACCACAAAAAUUGACAGGAACUAUAUUGGGGUCAGAAGAGCUAUUUUGGAGAGUGAGCAGAUUUAACAACUCAGAAUGGGAAUGAGAAAGGAACAUUGCUAGACUUGGUGUUGUGGGCAUGUGUGGCACUGGAACAUUCCUAAUUCUGAGGCAGCCCUCUUGGAGGUGCUGUUAUUUCUGAUCUAGACAUGAAUCUAAUGUUCAGGGUUAACUGCUAGAGACAGGAAUGAAUCAAAUCUGUGUUUUUGUACCAAAGCUCCUUUUUGCUCAGUAGGCUACAAAUUAUAAUAAGCAGUGUACACUGGCCCUGAUUUCUAGGCCGCCUGUAUUAAGCAUAUCUCUGAGCAGAACAGAAUACAGGAAUUUUUUGCUUUUUGGGGGUAGGGGUCACUGAUGAUAAAAGGAUAUCUAACAAACAUAGGAUGAAGAAAAAGUGGGCUGUUGAACAGAGGAAGGUUUUGUGUCUAAAGCUUGUUCUAUUUGUAUGAAGUACCAAGAGUUCUCAUUAGCUCUUCUUUCUGGGAACGUAUUAUUCUAUGCUUGAGAAAGGUGAUCAUGGAGUUUGAGGGGUUUGCUCAUGGUGUCUGAUAUAGAGAGGUAGACCUGGUUAGGUAUAUAGUAAGGUAGCACAUCAAAAGACCCAUGCUGAUUGAAUGGUACUUGACAGUUUGGAAUGUGAGUCUUCCCUCCAUUUUAGGCCCAAGGUUCAGUGAACAUGACUUCAGAGCUGCAGGGUCUUUGGAUGUAUUUGUUUCUCAUCAUGAUGCUUGCAGGCUACUUCCCGACUUCAUCCAAUUGCUUAGGGGCAGGAAAAUGUGGGGAUCCGAUCUAUGCCCCUGAUCUAUCAUCUUUGCCAACUGACACUUUUCCUGCAAAGCAUGCUGUGCUCCAGUGGGGGAAUUGGAAGAAAGAUUCUUAUUCUAACCAAGUUCCAGAGCAUCACAGUGUAAAGGAACAGAGAUCUGGAUAGAACCCAGAGCACUGUAGCACUUUCCUUUUCUGUGCUCCAUUUCUUGCUCUGAGUCCUGCAGAUGUAGUGAUGCAUGGAAUGCUUUUCAUGGAACUAAAACCUCAGAGGUCUUUGCAAACCAACUGCUUAUUUGUGGCAAAACACUGUGGCUUCUAAUUAGUGAGUAUUGAGCCACACAGAGGAAAUUACUUUUCUGUGCUGCUCUGAGGGUUAACAGAAACUCCACUAGGAAUUAGCUUUGAGUCCUGCAACUGAAGGACCUAGAAGUUUGCUCUUAUUAGUAAAGUGACUUUACUCAAUUACAUAGUGCUUGGUGUCAGGCUCUGCAUGCUCUUGAUUGUGUCCUGCUCAGCUGGUCCUGUGCAUUCCUCACCACCCUACUUCACAAAGGCCAUUUGAUAUGUGUCCUUCUUCUGUUUGGGGCACAUUCUACUUAUCCUUCUUCUAGACUUUGGGGACUAUACAGUGUGUGCCUUAUAAAAUGGAACAAACAGAACCAAUCGAGCUCUUCUUUUCCCUUUCCUGCCCUAGCUCAUGUUCUCCCUGAUUCCUGUGGAAAUGGAUUGCUAAUCAGCUCUAAGCUAGGAAGCCUGGUUUUUUGCUAGUGGCACAGUGGAAUAUUAAUAGUCUUGUAAUGUUACCAAAACCGUAUAUAAUGAAGUACAUCUUAGUGGAUGCGCUUGGAGAAAUUCUGGGCUUUUAGAAAUGUGAUCUAUUUUUUUGGGGGGGGGGUUGGCUAGUCCACAUGUGUAGAAUCUGUCCUACAUAUUUGAGUCUACAUUAAGAAAAAAUAAUGGAUAUCCUCCUCUGAGAUGUUAAAACAAAAUAUGGAGAUUGUCACUUGAGGAACUCAGAAAAGCUUACGUCACCUAGAAACAAGGUCAAAGGACCAGGAUGUCAAGGCCAAUGAAGGGGUGGCCUUAGGCAAACAUGGAUAGUCUUACCAGUUAUUUUAAAGGAUCUUUAUUUACUUAUAUGUGGUUCAAGAAGGGUAAAGACAACUAGUGGACAGUUUGACGUGAAGGUGCUACAGGAGUGCAGGUGAGGUGCUUUAGAAGAACACAAGGUAAGAAAGAAGUGUGACUGUGGGAUGCUGAUAGCAUAUGCUGAAGCCUUUGGUGGUGCAUGAGGAAGACUGAGUUCAUAAUAGUCUUAGCUGUGCAGUGACACCCUGUCAAAAGCAACACCACAGCUAGUUGCUUUGGGUGGUGUAGAAGAAAUUGUGCCAUGGGAUGUCCAUUUUAAUCACCUGUGAAAGGACUGGGCUACACUGCUGGAAAUAGCUCCUCUUUCUUCAGCAUAUAAACUUGCUGAGAGAAACCUUCACUCCAUUUCUUAACCCUCUACUUUGGCUGUGCUCAGUGUUGGGAAUGCCACAUGAUGAGGUUUUCAGCCUAGGAGAACUGAACAAUGACAAAUGACCAGGUGUAAGGAGCAGGAAAGGGAGGUCAGGAGGUCUAAGCAGAAUCAGAGCUGUUCUCCGUAGUAGAAUUGCCAAAGCCAGCUGUUCUGCUCUACCUGCUCAUAGGGAUCAUAUUCCUGGUUUCAGGGUUGAUGUCUAAUAGGCCCAUUUUCAGUUUUGAAGAGCAUGGGAAGAAGAGCCAUGGGGUGAGUUGACUUAGAGCAUAGGAAGGGCAGAGUCAGAAUUGCAGUAGUCCUUGUCCAAGUGACUCAGACCUUCAGAUGGUAUAGCACAGAGCAAUGAGGGGAUUCUGGAGGGGACCUUGGCAGGGAUGUCUGUGACCAGAAGAAGGCGCAGCCUGUUACAUCUCGUGAAAUGGUUAAUAGGGUGAGAUAGUAGGUGGGAGUUAUUUUCCAGAACCACCUUUUGAAGAGCCCUGGGUGCUGUUUUGUGAUUACUAUUCUUCAGUGUGGUAGGGAAAUUGUGAAAGAACAGCCAGCCAAGAGCCUCAUGGUUGGACUGUUGAGAAGGGGGCUGUUGCCACGCCCAGUAAGGAUGGAGGGAGUUGCCAGAGCUGUAGCAGAGAUGGGCAGCAGCAGUCUCUGCUCAGAGGUCUGGUUGCUCCAUUGCACUGUGGAGGGCCACGUCUGUUCUUCAUAAGUAGAUGUGAUGGGCCAUCCUAUCAGGAGGGUGGUGCUGCCUCAGACCAGGAAGGUCAUGUUUAGAGCCCCUGGGGUGGAGCAAGGGCUCCAAUGGUGCUGUGGGAAGACGGCAUCAGGCAUUCCCCCCGCCCCACCCCUUUUAUUUUUAACAAGGCUGGGUCUGCCCAUUACAACAUGAUAGGUACUAGAUAUUCUCUUAUACUGGGGUCUUUUGCUUUCAUUUAGAUUUCUUUUUUUAAUUUUAAAAAUUUAGCCUGUGUAAGGGCAAGUGCCUUUUGGGGUGUCUGUAUAGUAUAGGCUAGCCAUUGGAAAGCAAUUUUCUCUAUAGAGGUUCUUAAGGAAGAAAAAGAUAUGUGAUUACUAAAGGGUUAAUGUCCAUCUAGCCAUGUCUCUUGGGUGUCAUGGACAGGAAACCAGGUGGGAAUCACAAGGAGCAUAUUUUUUUUUUUUUUUUUUUUAGUGCUGGGAAUGUGUAUGUGUGUGUCUGUGCACGUGUGUGCGCGCGCAUGCUCUUCAAAAGUAGGGCCUAUUACAUAGUAGGCUGCUACUAUACCAGUGAGUGAAUCAGGAUGGAUUUCUGUGCUACUGAAUUUAUGUACCUCUUUUGGGGACUAGACUGGAGGUAGCUAUUAUUUGGAGGCCCUAGGUCAGAACUUUGGAAAAGUUAAAGGUAUUUGUGAUACCAAAUCUGUCAGUGAGAACUCCAGGGCCAUAUAGAUGUCAUCUUCUCAUCUGUUACAAUGAAAAUCUGUUGCGAGCUCUCCUCCUACCCUAUGCCAACAACCUUUUCCUUUCCAGAAUCCUUCCAGAAUUUACUCACCACAUUGGAGAAUGGUAAAGAGCUGGAUGGGUGGAGUGAGCAUUGUGGGGCACACAGUUGCUACCACACUCUAAACUCUGCAGCAUGAAAUUACCUCAGAUGGUAUAGGCGUUGGUCUGUGUGGCAGGGUCUAAUCACUUAUUACUUACAUACCAGGCCAGAAGCUAGCCCUGGCCUUAGACUGUAGAAGAUUAUUUACCCUUUUAUAUUUGCCGUUUGGCAGGUUCCAGCUCUCCUAUGCACAGGAAAGUGCAGAUCCCAUCAGCAGGAAGCGACAGGUACACACUGCUGGGCAAAGAGUGAGACAGCAGGGCUCAGGAAGGUCCAUGAUGAGCUCCCAGAGUAGGGAAGAUGUUUGCGUUGGGGAAAGCCCACGGGAGGCAGCAGCUAUGUAGUUAGACCUAGAGGAUGAUGUGGUUUCUCCAAGAGAACAGGUCCAGAUGGUAGAGAGGUUGUGUCUCAGCUACAACCUCUGUGGGGGUGACGACAGGCUGAGGAGUGCAGAGUAUUCUCUAGGUGGUGGGUAGUUGACAGAUGAGUUUAGGAGGGUCAAGUGACCACAGCCACAUUACAUUGAAUAAUGUCACUCUGAUCAUGGUAGACAUGCCUGUGACUACAAAUGAUAACUCUGCUUAGUGUGGGUCAGAUGUGUACGGGGUGAGGCACUCUUAGAAUCAUGAUGAAAAGUACAGCUGGAAUGUUGGAAGGUUUUUGUGCCAGGAUGCCUUCGUGAUGAAUGAGUGGUGUCACAUGACAAUUCUUCAGGCCUUUUCUCUCUUGUGAGCCUAGAUAUCACUAACAACCUUGCUCUUUUUUUGUAUCCAGGCCAAUUUUGGCUUUGGCCCGGUGUUUCUAGGGUAAAAUUGUGAACACAUAUCCCCAUCCUUACCCCCUUUAGAACCAAAUCACAGAGCAAGAAAGCUGUAUGGAAUGUAGACACACUUAAAGCCAGUCCUUGCAGCUUUCUACUGACAGCUGACUACUGUCCUGGUGCAUCCUGGCCUGGAGGGUACCCUCUCUUCCAGGUAAUUUCCUCAGUGCAGCUUUUAGCCAGGUUGAAAGCAGCUUUCAUUUAGAAAGUUUCAGCAACAACUGCUUGCUUUCAGUCAGUUUUUGUCAUCUGCAGACAUUCUGCAAGGUGGUAUGCUUAGGAGACAUAUUGGGUGUCUCAAGCCUGUCUUCACUCCCUCUAGUGCAAUGGUUCUCAAUCUUCCUAAUGCUGCUAUCUUUUUAAUACAGGUCCUCACUUUGUGGUAAACCGCAACCAGGAGAAUAUUAUUAUUUUUUUUGCUACUUCAUAAUUACAAUUUUGCUAUUGUUAUGAAUCAUGCCACAGGGGUCUUGCUGCCUGGUCAGAUAUGGGAUACCUCUUUUGGUGAUAGAAGAAGCAUUCCUCAACAUUUUCUAGAGAAGUUUCUGGGUUCAUGGGAGGGAAGAUGAUUUGUGUAUGGAAUAGAAGGGAGUCUGGCUUUGCCUUGAUAGUGUGCAAGUCUGUCUAUAGCUGAUACUAGGAAUAUAUUCUCUUUCUGGUUUUUCAAGACAGGGUUUCUCUGUGUAUGCCUGGCUGUCCUGGAACUCCAGCUAUAGACCAGGCUACUCUCAAACUCAUGGAGAUCUGCCUGCCUCUGCCUCCUGAGUGCUGGGAUUACAGGGUAUGCACCACCACAUUCGGCUCAGGAAUAUUCUUUUAUUUGGCAGCCAAGUUCUGAAAAGCGCUAUAGCCUCAUAGGGUGGUUUUUGUCACUUGGCAUGGAAUCAGCCAAUGAUAGACCUUUGCCUGUUGACUGUAUCAUAGCCUUCAGUUACAGGCUUAAUGCCAUGAUGAUGGUCAACAUUUUAAAUAAAAAUCUAUGUCCCUUAGCUAUUUACACUGUACUUGGAGCCAGAAAAAUGUUUUUAUUCCUAGUCAGUCAGUCAGUCAGUCAGUCAGUCAGUCAGUCAGUCAGUCAGUCAGUCAGGGAAAUGAAUCAAGAGUAAGGAGAGGAGUAUUAAGGUAGUUAUAAAGACUGUCUUUCAGGUUCUUCCUGUAACGUGGAAAGUUGCAAUUCUAAUUUCUGGUUUCUUGCCUUUCACUGAGUGGUUGAUAUGCUCCACCCUUCCUGGCUGAGUGUACCUUCCCACUCUGGCCAAGGAACUUGGCUGUUGUUUAGUGAAUCAGAAACAGGACACAAGGAUCUAAGUAUAAACCUGUCCCCUGAACAUAGUCAUGUACCAGCUGACCCUCAAGGUAUCAGUGGUAUCCAUUUGUGAAGAAAGAUUUGGAUGUGAGCCCCAUGAGCCUACAUUCCACAAGUACUCUACUGUUAACCUGACCCAAGGAUAGAAAUGUUGCUGCUACCAUAUGCAUGAAGCCCCUUCUCUAACAUUCAUCUUUUAUGCUCAGGCUGCCUGGUGCCAUCAGGUAGUGUUCACUCCUCACAAAGAAUCUAAGGAUGUUGAGUGCUGUUUUUUCCUCCUAGCCCACUCCCACGGUAGUGGUGUGGGUGGUCUUACCUACCCUUAUUCAUGUUUCUGGAAAAGCAUAUUUAGUUGCAGAAACUGCCGGACUUGGCCAGAGCAUCCUUAGCCUGUCUAGGGUCCUUGCUUUGUAUCCCAGGAACUGGGAGUAGCACUGGGCUCAUGAAGCACACCAAGGCUCAAAAAACAAGUACUUUGUUGUCCAGGAGAAAACCUGCCUUUUGGAGAGUUACAGGUGGCAUUUUUCUCCUGGCUUUAGCUUAUUUGGGUCUGAUGUUGGCCAAGUUAGUGCUUAGGAGUCUGUUUAUAAUGCCCAUUUGUAUUUACUGUUUUCCCAAGUAUACAGUGUAAAUAGCAUAAUUUGCAGUACAAAGUCUUUGGCAAUAAUUUCAUGAUGUAUACUGUUAAACAUUGGAAACCACAAGCACCACGGACUGCCCCUUGCUUUCUGGGCCUGUGGUGACAUGUAGACUCUGGACUUUCCAAGUGUCAACGUGCUUGAAGCAGCAGCCUGCAUGUGUGGACUAUCAUCAGUGCCUCGCCCAGAGAUGCCUGGCCUUCAUCCAAAGGGACCCUGCGAGCAGCACCCACACUGCGGCUCCUUUGUGUGGAAUAUGUUGGACUCUGCCAUAGACUCCUUGUCUGGCUGCUGCGGUUUGUAAUGCCUUGACAUGUUGCAUUUCUUUCCCAUUUGGAUGAAUAAAAAUAAACGCUGUGUAAAAUA
Molecule: messenger RNA, 13178 nt
Organism: Rattus norvegicus (Norway rat)
Lineage: Eukaryota; Metazoa; Chordata; Mammalia; Rodentia; Muridae
Source: RefSeq, a predicted model, not a curated record